Messenger RNA from Telopea speciosissima, 1091 nucleotides. RefSeq lists its product as uncharacterized. The record is from RefSeq and is a predicted model, not a curated record. Lineage: Eukaryota; Viridiplantae; Streptophyta; Magnoliopsida; Proteales; Proteaceae. Bases 90 to 941 code for a protein of 283 amino acids. The transcript has 4 exons.
ACUCGUAUUUCUUGCUCUGCAAAGAGAGGAUUUACAGGCGACACUGCCCCUGCAACUAUUCUGGCACUCAGCGACUUGAGCCUGUUACUAUGGAUAGGGAACACGAUAGUGAUUCCAGUGGUGACUCAUUGUUGCCACUUCUUGUAACUGGUUAUACAAUUCAAUAUUUGAAGCACAAGCGAAGUAUUGAUGAAGACAGUGAUGAUGGAACGACUUCCCGAAUUACAAAACAACCAAUGAAUACACGCCUACUCACAGGUCAUACAUGGGUCUUUGAAUUGCUAAGCCCUGAUAGACCUCCAAGAAGGGUUCGUAGACUAUUUCGUAUGUCUAGGGAGCAUUUCACUGGGUUGGUGUCUGCAUUGAAAGAACGAGGUUUAUUGGCAAACACAAAGAACAUUACAGUGGAGGAACAGUUGUCAAUGGCCAUCUUAAUGAUGGCUCACAAUGUUAGAAAUGAUGUCAUCCAAGAAUUGUUUCAGCAUUCGGGUGAAACAGUGAGCCGUCACUUCCAUAAUGUAUUGGCAGCCCUACGAACAUUCUCUAGAGAGAUGGUACAACCACCCUCAUUUGAGGAGACACCAAUUCAGAUCAAAUCCAAUCAGAAGUAUUAUCCAUUCUUUGCCAAUAACAUUGGUGCAAUAGAUGGAACACACAUAAGCGCGUCAAUUCCACUUGCAAAACAAGUACCAUAUAUAUCUGGUAGAAAAAAUAAAGUUACCCAAAAUGUAUGUGCUGCAUGUUCAUUUGACAUGUGCUUUACCUUCCUUUGGGCUGGCUGGGAGGGUUCAGCACAUGAUAACCGAAUCUUAUGGGAAGCCAUCAACACUCCUCGUCUAAAGUUUCCCCAUCCACCACCAGGAAAAUACUAUCUUGUUGAUUCUGAAUACACACAUAUGCCUGGGUAUAUGGCUCCUUUCAAGAAUGUUCAAUAUCAUUAACAUGAUUUUAGGCAUACAAGACCACAAGGAGCUGAGGAGUUAUUUAACUUUACACACUCAUCAUUAAGAAUCGUUAUUGAAAGAUCAUUUGGCGUCUUGAAGAAGCGUUUCCCCAUUUUGAAGACGAUGCCCACAUAUAGUUUCAAGACA